AUGUACUAUUGGUUAUAUGUUGAUGUACUGAAUCGUGAGCCAAGCCAUACCGAUACGAUUGAAUUGUAUAAGGAUCUGAUUAAUCAACACGAUAGUGGUUCCAUAUUUCAGGAAUAUAAAAAUCAAUUUAACGAAAAAAAGUCCGAAAAUCUUAUAAAACUUUUUACUUUAUAUAAAAAUUUUAAUAAAGUUGAAAUUGAUACUACAUCUAAUAAAGAAAAAUGUGGCUGUGCUAAAGAAUGCGCUACUACAUAUAUGGGUUACAUAGAUUUGUGUCAUAAUGGUAAUGACCAAGAUUUUUGUAAUGAAUUAAAAAACUUUCGAGUAAGAUAUAAUAAUCAUAUUAAAUCAAUAGAAAAUUGCAAUGCCCCCAAAGAAUUACCAUCCUUUCAAGGAUCUUCACUAGCUGCUACCAUUUCAAUCCCAGUUUCUAUAAUGUCAGUGAUAUCAUUCUUUUCAUUUAUUACAUACAAGGUUGCAUCAUGGAUAAACCAUACAUUAAUGAAGAAGAAAAGAUCCUUUAAUGAAUUAUUACAGGCAUCAGAAAAUAAUUCGAAUAGGGGACCAUACAACAUCGCCUAUAGUUUGUCAGAAUAA
Messenger RNA from Plasmodium cynomolgi strain B, 597 nucleotides. RefSeq lists its product as hypothetical. Lineage: Eukaryota; Apicomplexa; Aconoidasida; Haemosporida; Plasmodiidae. The transcript has 2 exons. The record is from RefSeq and is a predicted model, not a curated record. The coding region runs from base 1 to 597 and encodes 198 amino acids.